Closterium sp. Naga37s-1 is the source of this 2202-nucleotide messenger RNA. The record is from the annotation of a GenBank genome assembly. NCBI's taxonomy places the organism in Eukaryota, Viridiplantae, Streptophyta, Zygnematophyceae, Desmidiales, Closteriaceae.
GAUUCAGAGGGCCGUCGGCUGGACAAGGGCUGCUCGCCGCCGACCAGCACGUGGGAGGUGCUCCUUCACUCCGCGGACGGCCGAAUCCGCCUCAACGCGCCCGUCACGCACGCCGCAGCCGAGGGGUACCACGUGUCGUGUUACCGGCUGUUGGAGCCAGGCGAGUACGUGGUGUCCGUGUACCUGACGGGCGUGCAUGCCGCCUCGCUGACUGGCAGCAGGGACGAGGAGAAGGCCCUGAGGCACCUCAAAUUCCAGCUAGUCGGCCAGUACAACGUGUCUGCGCAGCCACCAGAGCCUGAGGCGUACAAGAAGGAGUACGCUCGCCUGCAGGCGGCACUACCAGGAUGCACGGCACAGGUGCUGGAGGAAUCGGGGAACGCAGGGCGGUGGAUUGACCAGCAGUGGUUCCCCUUUGCCUGCAAUGUUCAACGCAUCACUCCCGGCUCACUGCAGCAAGGCGUGAGCUCACUGCAGCAAGGCGUGAGCUCACUGCAGCAAGGCGUGAGCUCACUGCAGCAAGGCGUGAGCUCACUGCAGCAAGGCGUGAGCUCACUGCAGCAAGGCGUGAGCUCACUGCAGCAAGGCGUGAGCUCACUGCAGCAAGGCGUGAGCUCACUGCAGCAAGGCGUGAGCUCACUGCAGCAAGGCAUGAGCUCACUGCAGCAAGGCGUGAGCUCACUGCAGCAAGGCGUGAGCUCACUGCAGCAACGAGUGAGCUCACUGCAGCAAGGCGUGAGCUCACUGCAGCAAGGCGUGAGCUCACUGCAGCAAGGCGUGAGCUCACUGCAGCAAGGCGUGAGCUCACUGCAGCAAGGCGUGAGCUCACUGCAGCAACGAGUGAGCUCCACUGCAGCAAGGCGUGAGCUCACUGCAGCAAGGCGUGAGCUCACUGCAGCAAGGCGUGAGCUCACUGCAGCAAGGCGUGAGCUCACUGCAGCAAGGCGUGAGCUCACUGCAGCAAGGCGUGAGCUCACUGCAGCAAGGCGUGAGCUCACUGCAGCAAGGCGUGAGCUCACUGCAGCAAGGCGUGAGCUCACUGCAGCAAGGCGUGAGCUCACUGCAGCAAGGCGUGAGCUCACUGCAGCAAGGCGUGAGCUCACUGCAGCAAGGCGUGAGCUCACUGCAGCAAGGCGUGAGCUCACUGCAGCAAGGCGUGAGCUCACUGCAGCAAGGCGUGAGCUCACUGCAGCAACGCGUGAGCUCACUGCAGCAACGCGUGAGCUCACUGCAGCAAGGCGUGAGCUCACUGCAGCAACGCGUGAGCUCACUGCAGCAAGGCGUGAGCUCACUGCAGCAAGGCGUGAGCUCACUGCAGCAAGGCGUGAGCUCACUGCAGCAACGAGUGAGCUCACUGCAGCAAGGCGUGAGCUCACUGCAGCAAGGCGUGAGCUCACUGCAGCAAGGCGUGAGCUCACUGCAGCAAGGCGUGAGCUCACUGCAGCAAGGCGUGAGCUCACUGCAGCAAGGCGUGAGCUCACUGCAGCAAGGCGUGAGCUCACUGCAGCAAGGCGUGAGCUCACUGCAGCAAGGCGUGAGCUCACUGCAGCAAGGCGUGAGCUCACUGCAGCAACGCGUGAGCUCACUGCAGCAAGGCGUGAUCUCACUGCAGCAACGCGUGAGCUCACUGCAGCAAGGCGUGAGCUCACUGCAGCAAGGCGUGAGCUCACUGCAGCAAGGCGUGAGCUCACUGCAGCAAGGCGUGAGCUCACUGCAGCAAGGCGUGAGCUCACUGCAGCAAGGCGUGAGCUCACUGCAGCAACGCGUGAGCUCACUGCAGCAAGGAGUGAGCUCACUGCAGCAAGGCGUGAGCUCACUGCAGCAACGCGUGAGCUCACUGCAGCAAGGCGUGAGCUCACUGCAGCAAGGCGUGAGCUCACUGCAGCAACGCGUGAGCUCACUGCAGCAAGGCGUGAGCUCACUGCAGCAAGGCGUGAGCUCACUGCAGCAAGGCGUGAGCUCACUGCAGCAACGCGUGAGCUCACUGCAGCAACGCGUGAGCUCACUGCAGCAACGCGUGAGCUCACUGCAGCAACGCGUGAGCUCACUGCAGCAACGCGUGAGCUCACUGCAGCAACGCGUGAGCUCACUGCAGCAAGGCGUGAGCUCACUGCAGCAAGGCGUGAGCUCACUGCAGCAAGGCGUGAGCUCACUGCAGCAACGCGUGAGCUCACUGCAGCAACGCGUGAGCGUGCGCAAUAA